UGUAAACACGACGCCACCAGACGCCUCCUCGCUCUCCGCUCUCGCGCUUUCGUGUAACUAUGUUGAUAUGAGCCGGUGAAUUUUGCUUGCUGCAUAAUGUUCAUUACUAGCUUUGUGUAUAAAGUUAUACUGUGUAUUUUACACGUAUGUCUAUACGUCUUAGACGUAUUUCUUAUGGUGAAACACAAGCUGCUUCAUCGGUUGAAGUACUCGAGUGUGCAUGAUGCAAAGUUUGCCGACGCGAAACUUCCGUGCUCCUCGAGUGCUCACACCGGCAUGGACUUACUGCAGAAGGUUCCCAAGCACAUAGCUGUUUUAAUUGGUGAACACGACAUUUCGUAUCGAGAUGCCGCAAAUCUCGUAGUGUGGUGUUUGUUUGCCGGAAUACCGCACGUAACUCUCUACGAUGCCGAAGGGGCAUUAAAAGAGAACGUCACCAGACUCUACAAGGAGAUCACAAGGAGCCAGGUUGAACACUUUGGAUGCAACGGCCGCUGCAAAGUUGUGCUGCAUGUAAAGGGCCAGGAAUUGCCAGAAAAGAAUGGUCAAAGGAAUGGCUACAAGCAGCACAUAAACGUGCACCUUGCGAGCGGUGAUGAUGGCCGCCCACACCUGGCGAGCAUAGCUCGCACAUUUUGCCAAGCUGUGGAGAGAGGAGAGAUGGUGCCCAGUGACAUCACUCCUCAUUUAAUACAGCAAGAGCUGGGAGAUGUUCCUGACCCUGAAUUGUUGCUAAAGUGUGGCUGUGUACACAGCCUGCUGGGUUACCCACCAUGGCAGAUUCGGCUAACAGAGAUUGUCACUUUGCCAACUCAUCACAACCUCCGGCUUUCGGAGUUCUUUGAAGCACUUGCCAAGUACAACAAGAGGGAACAGCGCUUCGGGAAGUAACUGUGAUAUAUUUGGAGCACAACUGUUCUUCACCCAGGACUCCAAGUUGGCUAUCCUCCAUCAUCCAUAACCCAUUGUCCCAGUGAUGAGAUGCUCCAUUCUAAAGGAGGAACACUAAGUCUUCCUAUUAGUGUAUGAAUGUGUUGUUACUUAAGUUUUAUUAAUUUGGAUGUUUCUUUAUUGCUCGAAGGUGUUGCAGGUACUUUUUCCGUUUCAAUCUCUUGCCUUCACAAAGACAUGCCCUUGACGCAAGAUGAGCUUUUCACACAUACAAGUUUGCAUGGGCAUUUAAAUGAAGAUUUUUAAAUGAAGAUUCCAGCAAUGAAUAUCUGGAAUUUUUCACCUUGUGGGUGGACAUAGGCUAGUUAAGUACAACAUGGCCACAUUAUGUAGGUCUGCUGGAAAAUGCUGUAAAUAAAUAUGUUAAUUUGGAUGCUUCCUUCACUGCCCAUGUGCAGUUUCCUUUUUUGUUUAUUGCCCAAAAUGUCUUGCUUUUGACAUAACAUGAGCCUUUCAGACACGUGUUUGCAUGGGCUGGAAAUGAAGGUUUUGACCAGUAAUGGCAAUCCACUUGUUUUUGCCAUGCUUGGGCUAAUAUAGAAUGGCCAUUGUUAGAUGGCUUUACUGAGAAGUGCUGUAAAUAAAUGUUUUCCACAUGUU
Dermacentor andersoni is the source of this 1551-nucleotide messenger RNA. Its product is annotated as dehydrodolichyl diphosphate synthase complex subunit nus1-like. Gene Ontology annotation, cellular component: endoplasmic reticulum membrane; dehydrodolichyl diphosphate synthase complex. NCBI's taxonomy places the organism in Eukaryota, Metazoa, Arthropoda, Arachnida, Ixodida, Ixodidae. Gene Ontology annotation, molecular function: ditrans,polycis-polyprenyl diphosphate synthase [(2E,6E)-farnesyl diphosphate specific] activity. The record is from RefSeq and is a predicted model, not a curated record.